Molecule: messenger RNA, 1113 nt
Organism: Letharia columbiana
Lineage: Eukaryota; Fungi; Ascomycota; Lecanoromycetes; Lecanorales; Parmeliaceae
Exons: 2
Coding region: 1-1113 (370 amino acids)
Source: RefSeq, a predicted model, not a curated record
AUGGCCACCGAGCACAUUCUUUAUCUCCUCCGCUCGGACAGUGAUGGGGACCAUGUGCUAAUCAAUGUCUCGUCCGAGGGACCUUCUCCCUUAGAUCUGAAGCUGCUGGCAACAGAGGGAGAGAGUCCAUACAUAGCUACGAUAAGGCAGUCUCGAAUUUCCAAGCUCCGGGAUAAGAAGAAUCAAUUAAGUGACGACCAAUGGGAGAACGUGUUGCAUUCAACCCUUCUUCAGCGCCGGAUUCAAGGAUCAGAAGCGAGCACUCUCGAAAAGCUCGAAGUCCAUGCAACUCUUACUGGCGACCAACUCUCGAUAAUUUUCCGCAACAACUUUUCCGGUAUCACUCAAAAGCUAGGCGAAGUAGCCUUCAAGAAAGAUGAGAAUCAGGAGCUAGAUAUAACACGGUGGACAGGAACGGCGGUGGAAAGAUCUUAUCGAUUGGACAGAGAAGUCAGAGACCUGGCUUCAAAAUAUGACGAGCAAAGCAAGAAGAUGGAAAAGCUCAACAAUCAGCUCGAGGAUUUGAUCAAAGCCAAGAAAGAACAUGAGGAUUCUCUUCUACAAACUUUCAGAGAGCUACUUAACACCAAGAAGCUAAAGAUCAGAGACCAACAACGAACUUUGGCUAGUGCCAAGUUCGAUCCCAAACAAGCAGCGCAACUCCAAAACGCUCGCUCAACCUCGAAACGUCGCGCAGCGACCGCUUCUCGGGCCGGGAAGCGAAAAGCAAUGAGUGGCCACGGAGCCUCCGACUCGUCAGAAGAAAGCGGGUUUAAAGCGCAGGCUUCCAAGCCAAAGCCAGAGAGUGACGUGUCGGAACAGAUGAAUACACCUGAACAGUCUGAUCAAGAUGUGACUGAAGAUGAAAGUGGUGAUGACCCAGAUUCUGCUCCUCAGGCAGCCAGACUGCCUGAAAAGAGUAAGGCCGCUACUGGAGCGAAAGGAGCUAUUGGUGAGGAAAUGCAAUUAGAUACCCUUCCGCCAAUGAGGGACCUGCCGUUCGGAGAAGGCGGGAGGCGGGAGCAGGUGAAGCGGCCAGUUACAGAGGAUAAGUUGACGCUCACUCAAGAGGCCGGGAAUGAGGGUGAGGAAACGGAUGAUGACGAAUUAUGA